UCGUCGGGUCGUAAAAUGUAAAUAAACAGCGUCAGCAAAAGAAGAAAAGCCACCAAAUCAAAAGCCGUUUGAAGAAAUCGAUUUUCCGGAGUUAGUACCAGCAAAAAUCCAGUCUUAUAGUGCUCAUCCGUUUCCGGAAUGUGCGAAGCACUCGGAAACAGUUUUAUUCAGUGUGAUUAAAUGAUGAGGACAACUAAUUUAACAGUAUGACCAGCUUCACCUGUCGAGUUUGUGGGAACGUUCCGCUGGUGGUGCCGAACGACCCGAAACCGUUUGCCGAGGUGGCCGCUGUGUACUACAAGAUCACGGAUCUUCAGAACGUUGACGAAUCAUCGCUGCCCAAGAAUGUCUGUCAAUUUUGCUAUGGCAAAUUGGUAGAAAUAGACUGGUUUGGAAAGAAUUGCAUUGCGUCGUAUGGUCGAAUGACAACAACGUAUCCGUACGGAUCAGAUCAUGAACAGCACAACAGAACAGCAUUUAAUAUGUAUCCGGAUGAACAAAGAAACAGUUAUUCAACAAAUACCAUCCAACAACUGGAGCCGCUUGGACAUAUUAUGAACUAUCCAAACCCACAAGCACAUGCUGAAAUGGUUGCACCAAACUCUGUUUUGGGUACGGAAAAUGUAGAAUUUUCACAGUCUCCACCAAAACCCAGUGGUGCAUCACAUUCUAAAAGUCAUCUGGAAAAGUCUCGAUCUACUCAUAGUUCCGAUUUGACUGCCAUACAUAAUCGGUUGGAUCAGCUAGGAGCUAAGUUGGAUGGCCACAGUGCAAUACUGCAUCGGAUUGAGAUGUUUAUGCUGAAUUCCUCUUAUUCCAAACCAGCAGAACAGCAGCAGCCUCAUAAUCGGGAUGAUUUUCGACUGCGCAGUGGCGAGAAUUUCGAUGAAUUCGAGCGAAUGCCUAAAAUUGUAACUAAAGAACAGCUUACUGAGCUGGAUGCGAAGCUAUCAAACCCUGAAUAUGAGGCUAAAUUCUUCCGAUAUAUUCAAUCAGUUUAUAAGCUCACUGGAAAACGUGAGGGCUUUCCGUUCUUCAAGACCGUCAUCAGAAGAUUGAUGGCCCCAACCGUGCUGGUCUGCUAUUCCUGGAAGGGGAACAGUCGUACGAAGAAAGGCGAUCAAACAGCCGUUGUGAAUGAUCAAAAUUAUAGCUUCAAGAAUAUGUUCCCGAAUAUCGUUAGAUUCAUCUACCGCGUUGUGAGUGCAGCAGAUUUCGAGUACACCAGCGAGGAUAACGAGAAAGCCUUCAGCGAUUAUCUGCGACAGAAGACGACGGAAAUAAAACGGUUUCUACAUUCGAACGGCGUUCAACGAGAGGCUUGUACCCGGAAACGAAGAAGGAAAAUGCAGCCACCGGCAGCAGCUGACGAUGGUGGCAGCAGUGCCGGACAAGAUCAGGGCCAGGAUCAGGAAAUUUACGGCGUAAACGACACUACCGAUGGUGACUUCAGCUACGACGAAGAAACAGUUUCCGAUAAUGGUGAUGACGGGGUGGACAUAAAGCAGGAGGCAUAUGGGUCUAAUGAUGUGGUUUAGACAAAACAUGAGUGAAUAAAGAGUAAUUUAAUCCAAAAGCGAAA
Messenger RNA from Aedes aegypti (yellow fever mosquito), 1582 nucleotides. RefSeq lists its product as uncharacterized. The record is from RefSeq and is a predicted model, not a curated record. Gene Ontology annotation, cellular component: nucleus. NCBI's taxonomy places the organism in Eukaryota, Metazoa, Arthropoda, Insecta, Diptera, Culicidae. Gene Ontology annotation, molecular function: zinc ion binding. The coding region runs from base 207 to 1538 and encodes 443 amino acids. The transcript is spliced from 5 exons.